This is a messenger RNA of Aegilops tauschii subsp. strangulata, 768 nucleotides long. The record is from RefSeq and is a predicted model, not a curated record. NCBI's taxonomy places the organism in Eukaryota, Viridiplantae, Streptophyta, Magnoliopsida, Poales, Poaceae.
AUGUACUCGAUGCCCAACGGAGAGCAGGAGCAAGACCCGGAAGGGGAGGCAAGCGGAGGCAACAGCGGCGAAUGGCAUUCUGAUGGCGAAGGGGACGAGGAGGGCGGCGACCCGAGUAAUGAAGAAGAGGUCGACUCACCUCCCCGCAGGGAAAGGCGGUCCAAGCUCACACACGAUCCGGCAAGCGCCCGCGACAAGGUGACCGUUCAGAUCGGGCAGUCGUCCAAGCCUCCUCGGACGUCGUCUCCGGCGCCGACUGAAAAGGCUCCGAAGCAGUCCAAGGUUGUAGUGCAGAAGACCCGGAAAGCGCUGCCCAGAAUCAAAAUCGACAUCCCUGUUGCCUCUGCUGCUGCUACCCAUGGUACCUCUGCUUACAAAAACGAGGAUGAAGAUAUGGAAGACGCGGUCACCUCCAACCCGACUCCUCCCAACAUUAUUGACCUCCCUGACGACGAAGAAGAAGAGCCACCGAGACCCUUGGGAAGACGAAGCAAGAAAACGUCUACUUGCGAGACGCCUCAGUCGACGCCGGUGACGGAACCGGUGGUCCAAGAGGCUAGAGAUGCCAAUCGGACUUCCGUCUCCUUCGCCAUACCACUGUUGAGUGCUCAGCCUUCAGCAUCAGCCGUACAGACUCCCGUCGACCCACCAUCACUUUUUGCUGCACAUUACGUCCCAGAGGACCAGGCUACGGGGGCUCUUCAGUGGAAGGAUCUUCUUGAACUGAAGGUGUAUGAAUAUGUUCCGAAAACAUAUUGUUGGGAAUAG